UGAAAUAAUAAAAAAUAAAUAAAUAAGUAUCUAUACUUGACGGUAUUUAUUCUAAAAUCGUUUCAAGUAAUAAAUAUUAUUAAGUCCUAAGACCGGUCUAGUCCAUAUCCGGUUUCCAAAAAAAUAUGGCGGACGUCGAAGGUUUUCGAGAAGAAGCAACUCGCAUUAUUCACUCUUUAUGUAGAAAUUUAAUGACGCAAGAUACAGAUGCAAAUUUGUGUGAAGCUAGUCUUAUCACUUUGACAGCAUUAAGUCGGAAUGCACGACGUAUGUGUACCCGUUAUCCCAUUUUUGAACGGUUGUGUGAGAUUAUCGACUCGUUGAUGUCGACAAUUGAAGAGCGAAAGAGGACGCUGCAGCCUCUCGUUGGUUUCUUCGCCGCAAAACAGACUACAACCAGAGGCAGACCACUUUACGUCAUUAGUCGAGAGCAGCUGGAGUAUCUAGUUGAAGCAGGCUUCAAACGAAGAGCUAUUGCUAGUCUGCUUCAGGUGUCAGAUUCUGUUAUUAAGCGCAGCCUCAGGUCAUAUGGUAUAAGCAUCAGAGGAAGGUACUCAAGCAUCUCCAACGAGGAACUUGACAAUCUGGUCCGAGAGAUAACAGAUGGCAAUCAGACACUUGGGCAACGAAUGGUUCAGGGACAUCUUCAGAGUCUAGGACAUCGGGUUCAAAGACAACGUGUUGCUGACAGUCUGAUCCGGGUUGACGAAGCAGCUGUAGCCAUGCGAUGGUGUCACUCGAUUCGGCGAAGGGUGUACAAUGUUGCUGGUCCAAACUCAUUGUGGCACAUAGAUGGAAACCACAAAUUGAUAAGAUGGGGUUUUGUCAUACACGGAGGCAUUGAUGGCUUCUCGCGGAUGUGUGUUUUCCUCCAAGCUGCAACCAACAACAAGGCUACCACGAUGACAAAAGCCUUCAUGACAGGCACCCAGUGCUAUGGUGUCCCAUCAAGAGUCCGCAGCGAUCACGGGCUGGAAAAUACCGGCGUUGGGGCGUUUAUGAUAGCGCAUCGUGGACCUCGUCGGGGUUCUUUCAUCACGGGAAGGAGCGUCCACAAUCAGCGGAUUGAACGCAUGUGGCGUGACCUGUUUGCCAGUGCAACAAACGUGUUUCACGGAUUGUUUUCACAUCUUGAGGAGUCUGGACAGUUGGAUUUGACAAAUCCAGUGCACAUGUGGUGCCUUCAUCACGUGUUUGUGCCUCGUGUCCAGCGAGCGUUAGACAUAUUCCGUGAGGGCUGGAACUGCCACAGGUUGAGCAGUGAAAGAGGUAGAACCCCCACACAGCUCUACAUUGAGGGCAUGAUGCGCCAAGCUGGACAGGGUCAUAGGGGCAUCGACGACAUGGUGUUCCGUGCUCCGGAGGAAGACAUCCAAGACCAUACUGAAUAUGGUAUUGACGAUGAGGUCGAGGUAGCCCCCCGAGAAGACAUGAUCACCAAUGUGUCAAAUGUAGACUGUCCUCUGAAUGAGCAGGACUUCACAAGACUAACACAAACUUUGAACAUUGAGAGUGACCACCAGGGUGUGGAUUGUUUCUUGGCAUGUGUUGAGUUUUGCAAUUCUGUGUAGUGACCAAGCUAUGAUUACAUGAAACUGCUUAUAUGGUGACCAGAAUCAGAUAGUGAAUUAUCGGAUGAUGAUUGUUGUGGCAACUAGUCUAGUUGCCAUAACAAUCAUCAUCCGAUAAUUCACUAUCUGAUUCUGGGUCAUAUUCUAAUAUAGUUUAGAUUAGAAUCACCUGAAACUGUUUUAUAUUCUGGAAAAUUUACUAUUUAAAGUCAAAUUGGUGUUAGUACAUGUUUUAAUGUUUUUUAAUACAUGUAUAUCUGUUAUUAUCAAAAUCUUGAUAAUUGAGACUCUCAUUAUCUCUCAAUAUUCUCAUUUGGUAUUUUAUUUGUGCUUUUCAUAACAUGUACACUUCUUUUUAUCAGACUUUUAUUAAUUAAGUUAUGUACAUGUACUCAUUUGUUAAUGUCACUUAAAGUGCCAGACAUAUACUCAUCUGAUAUCAGACUGUAAUUUAUUAAGUAAUAUACUCAUUUGGUAAUUUCAUUUGAAGUGCUAGUCAUAAACUCUUGGUAAAAUGUUAUUGUGUUAAGUGGAGGUUCAUUAUAUUGAGAUUGUUCUUUGUCAGUCUGACAGGUCAAUUUUUGCAACUGUUUAAAUGAUCUCAUGUGCUAAGAGUUAAACACUGUUAUUGUACUGUUUAUUGUGUACUCUUAACACAGUAUUACUUAUAAAUGUUCUAGUAUUUGCUCAUAAAAUGCUUCAGUAUAAUUGUUUUAAUUCUUGUGAUGUUUAUCAGACUUUAUUUUUCUUAAGGUAACUUACUCCUUUGGUAAUUC
Dreissena polymorpha is the source of this 2347-nucleotide messenger RNA. RefSeq lists its product as uncharacterized. The record is from RefSeq and is a predicted model, not a curated record. The coding region runs from base 126 to 1571 and encodes 481 amino acids. The transcript has 4 exons. Lineage: Eukaryota; Metazoa; Mollusca; Bivalvia; Myida; Dreissenidae. Gene Ontology annotation, molecular function: nucleic acid binding. Gene Ontology annotation, biological process: DNA integration.